This is a messenger RNA of Sturnus vulgaris (Common starling), 1641 nucleotides long. RefSeq names its product major facilitator superfamily domain containing 1 (gene MFSD1). Lineage: Eukaryota; Metazoa; Chordata; Aves; Passeriformes; Sturnidae. The record is from RefSeq and is a predicted model, not a curated record. Gene Ontology annotation, biological process: transmembrane transport. Gene Ontology annotation, molecular function: transmembrane transporter activity. Gene Ontology annotation, cellular component: lysosome.
GCCUGCGACCCCCGGCGCCUCCCGCACCGCCUGCUCGUGCUGGCCCUCAUGUGCUUCCUGGGAUUCGGCAGCUACUUCUGCUACGAUAACCCGGCCGCUCUCCAAACGCAGGUUCAGCGGGACAUGAAGGUGAACACAGCCCAGUUCAUGGCGCUCUAUGCCUGGUACUCCUGGCCCAACGUGGUGCUGUGCUUCUUUGGAGGUUUCCUGAUAGACAGAGUGUUUGGAAUCCGGUUGGGCACUGUCAUAUUCAGCAUCUUUGUGUGUGUGGGGCAGGUGGUGUUUGCUCUGGGAGCUCUGUUCAACACGUUCUGGCUGAUGGAAGUGGGCAGGUUCAUCUUUGGGAUCGGUGGGGAGUCCCUGGCAGUGGCCCAGAACACGUAUGCAGUGAGCUGGUUCAAGGGCAAGGAGCUAAACCUGGUGUUUGGAUUGCAGCUCAGCAUGGCCAGAAUUGGGAGCACGGUGAACAUGAAUAUUAUGGGAUGGAUCUACUCCAGAGUUCAGGAUCUGCUGGGCUCUGCUGGUCCCAGCACCCUCGGCCUGGCUCUGCUCAUAGGGGGAGUCACUUGUGUCUUCUCACUGAGCUGUGCUUUAAUCCUGGCUUACCUGGACAGGAGAGCAGAGAAGCUGCUUUGUAAGGAGCAGGGGAAAACAGGAGAAGUGAUCAAGCUGACAGAUGUGAAGGAUUUCUCCUUGUCCCUGUGGCUCAUCUUUGUCAUCUGUGUCUGUUACUAUGCUGCAGUUUUCCCUUUCAUUGGCCUUGGCAAGGUUUUCUUUAUUGAAAAAUUUCGAUUUUCCCCUCAAGAAGCCAGUGCAAUUAACAGCAUCGUGUACAUCAUCUCAGCCCCCAUGUCCCCUGUGUUUGGCCUUCUGGUGGAUAAAGUUGGCAAGAACAUCAUCUGGGUGCUGUGUGCUGUGCUCACCACCCUGGCCUCACACAUCAUGCUGGCCUUCACCUUCUGGAACCCCUGGAUAGCCAUGUGCCUGCUGGGUGUGGCCUAUUCCCUGCUGGCCUGUGCCCUGUGGCCCAUGGUGGCCUUUGUUGUCCCUGAGCACCAGCUGGGAACUGCCUAUGGAUUCAUGCAGUCCAUCCAGAACCUGGGCCUGGCAGUGAUUGCCAUAGCAGCUGGAAUGAUCCUGGACACCAGGGGGUACCUGUUCCUGGAGGUGUUCUUCAGUGCCUGUGUGUGCUUGUCACUCAUAGCUGUGGUCAUGCUGUACUUUGUGAAUCACCUCUCAGGUGGUGAUCUCAACUGGUCUGCAAAGAAAAGGGCAAAACUGCAAAAAGCAGCUGCUUCUGAAGCAGAAGAGCAGGAGAGGCUCAGACAGCAGAACGAAGAUGAUUUGGCAAAAUUGCUGCCAAAAGCUGAUGCCUUUAGUUUAAGGAAUAAAUACCUGUCCAAACUUGGAGCUCAGCUCCCAGCUCAUUACUCCUCCUGUUUCUCCACCCUGGCUCACAGAAGUGUGCUGAAAUAGUGGAAAAGCAGGAAUACACUGAAUUUCCUGGACACAGAGCAGAGCAGAUGGCUCCAUGCUUUGCUGCAAGCCUAGAUCCAAGAUUUAAAAAUCUUACCUAAAACUCCUCCUCCCUGGGCAAUUCAGAGAUCCUGAUGGGGAAUUGUGGCUCUGGUGGAAGCUCUG